AUGCAAAAUACCUCUCUAGGGUUCCUCAUGCCAUUUGGAGCUCCGCUCUCAGGUGGUGGUGGUGUUGGCACCUGGACAGUGAGCGUGCCUUCCUGCUCGUUCUGUGGUAAUGGUCCUCCUAAAGAGAGGAUGACAUGUCGAGGUUGCAAAAGGAUGCUCGAGUUUAUAAUAAGCCGUCCGCCGGCGACAGUAGUGACCUGUCAGGCGUGUAAGGUCCUCACACCAGUGGAGAGUGGGCCCUGUAGUGGAGAGGUCACCGGUGAUGGGCAAGAUGGCACUAAAAGGUCCAUCUUAUCAGCCGAGGAUGCGGCAACUGCGGCAAGAUCACGACUAUCGUUUAUAACGGAAAUGUGUCUCAAGCUGAACCAGCCCUUCGUUGAUGACGCCUUCCCUCCCGGUCCACUUUCCUUGUUCAAGGAUCCUCCUCACUCACAGCCGCCGACCACAGUGAGCAAUAUUCACAACAGAUGGGACAAAGUUGCAGCACUGCCGUGGUUGAGGCCUGGCCCAGGGUACACCCUCUUCGACCCUACUACUGGUCCUGUCCCUGAAGACGUCCUACAGGGAGCCCUCGGAGAUUGCUGGAUGCUGUCAGCGUUGGCGGCCCUCUGUCAGCAACGGCCAGAGCUCGUCAAAGAUCUUUUCCCGUACCAGGAUACCACUGAGAGGUCCACCGUGGGAGUCUACCUAGUCCGCCUCUGUGAUUCCAAUAGUGCAUGGCGGUUGGUGGUUGUGGAUGACCACUUCCUAUCCACCACCCCUGGGCACCGAGUUUUUGCGGGCAGGAGCUCUCGAGUGCUAUGGGUGUCUCUCCUCGAGAAGGCUUAUGCCAAGCUCAGCGGCUCCUACGAAGCUAUCGAAGCAGGGACUGCAUCAGAAGGCCUGACCAUGCUCACCGGGUGGCCAUGUACGGUCUACCGACUGCAAGCUGACCAGCAGGGCAGCACCAAUGGUGGGAUCAUCCAGGAAGACGAUGACGUGUUGUGGGGCUCUCUGGUCAGCCAUGACGGGGUACACAUUAUGUGUGCGAGCUGUGGGUUUGUCGAUGGUGUCAGUAAGGAAGAGUACGAGGCUAUGGGGUUAUUCAGCGAGCACUGCUACUCCAUACUCAAUGUUGUGGCUCUCGACGGCCUGCGGUUGCUCAAGCUCAGGAAUCCCUGGGGGUCACGAGUAUGGGGAGGUCCUUAUGGCCCUACCUCACCAGAAUGGACACCUGAACUUCAGAGGGGCUUGCAUUCCUUGACACAUGGCCCGUUGGCAGGCCGAGGGACGUUUUGGAUCUCUCUAACGGACUUCCGGCGAUACUUUUCCUCUGUGACGGUCUGCCUUUACGAGAAGUCAUGGUCAGAGGCCCGGACUCCUACGAUGCUUAUGCCUCGGGCCGAAUCUUCAGGAGUACUCGAACGACAGUUCAGCUGGACACUUGGCUGUAUUCCCACACACAGGGAGAGACCAACGAUUGCCAAACCAGUGAUUGUUCGAGAGCUCUGGGCUGGUUUUGCUCUGGAGAGGACUGCCUUGGCGUCUCAUAUAGCAGCAACUGGCCACUGUGAAGCGAACAAUGGUUUUUAUCUCUAUACCACCUAUGACGCUGGAUAUUCUAUUUACGUGGUCAACAUGUCCAAGUAA
Molecule: messenger RNA, 1629 nt
Organism: Perkinsus marinus ATCC 50983
Lineage: Eukaryota; Perkinsozoa; Perkinsida; Perkinsidae
Exons: 16
Coding region: 1-1629 (542 amino acids)
Biological process (GO): proteolysis
Cellular component (GO): cytoplasm
Molecular function (GO): calcium-dependent cysteine-type endopeptidase activity
Source: RefSeq, a predicted model, not a curated record